GCACGUUGCAACAAUGAAAACCGUAGGAACCUGUUGUUUGCGUAAUGAUCGCAAUUCGUGAAUUUCGAAAACGUGUUACGGUAGUUUGUCGAAAACGGUGCCAACUGGCCGUUUUUGAGUGAAAGUCGUGAAUGGAACUCGUGGAUUUUUUCUAUUCUAAUCGGAGAUAAUGAACACAAGUAUGAAUUUGUAGGUGUUGUCGACGAGUAAUUGAAAUUUGUGCGAGUCAAAAUGAUCGGCGAAGAUAAUGAGGCUACCGUUCAAGUAAGCGAAGUUAGUGUCACUGAAAAAGAAGAUACAAACGAUAAAAAGCGUUUCGUAUUGAACAAAACGCUAAGAAAUGGUCUAAUAUUAUCGGUAAUUACCGCAUAUUUUGCGUGGGCAACGUACCAUUACGUGGAUAAAUAUGGAGGCUCGUGGAUAAAUUUCAAUGCUACAACGUGCAAUGGUUAUGGAUUUUUAGUUAUAUUGUAUGGUUUUAUAUUGUUCGGUUUUAUAAAAGUAUACGUUUUAAACCCAUUAGUAUUUCCAAUUUUAACGAAAAGCUUUGAGGAUUUUAAAUGGAAAUUUAACCAAUCGGCUGAUAAAAAACCUUUACUCAAAGGUAUAAUAAGGCAUCGCAACAAAAUAAUUUAUGGAGUUUUCUUCACGGCCGUAGCGAUAUACUUAAUUAUAGACACGAGCGACAACAGGAAUCGAUUGAUUCCUCUUUCAGGCCUUUUUGUAUUCUUAAUAAUCGGAUUCAUCUUCUCUAAUAGUAAAUCUAACAUAUGCUGGGACACGGUAAUUUGGGGUAUCAUUUUGCAAUUCCUGUUCGGUUUAUUGACCAUAAGAUGGGACGUUGGAAGGAACAUAUUAGAUUGCGUUGGAAACAAAGUGAACACUCUUCUCGAUUACGGAUUUACCGCAUCGGAAUUUCCUUACGGAGAAGAAUUAGUACAAAAAGAAAAAGUGUUUGCGUUUAGGAGUUUAUCAACCGUAUUUUUCAUCAAUUUCUUGGCGAAUAUUCUCUACUAUUAUGGAAUAAUGCAAAAAGUGGUCACUUCUGUGGGGAGCUUCAUGCAGUGGGUAAUGGGAACUUCGAUUUGCGAAAGCGUCAGCAGCGCAGCGACUAUUUUCUUCGGAAUGUCCGAGGGUCCCAUUCUGCUAGCCCCUUACUUGGAACACCUCACCAACUCCGAGAUCCACUCCGUCAUGACAUCGGGAUUCGCCAUGGUGUCAGGCUCAGUAAUGGCCGGUUAUAUUUCGUACGGAGCGAGAGCUCAGGAUUUGAUAACAGCCAGUAUCAUGUCCGCUCCUGCAGCACUUUGUUACAGCAAAUUAAUGCACCCCGAAACCGAGAAAGUCGUGUUGCAGAAGGAAAAUAUCGAAACUGUCGAGAUUGAGUUCGAGUCUGCAUUGGACGCGGCCAGCAAAGGCGCCACCAACGCCAUCGGAAUGGUGCAAGGGAUCAUCGCAGGACUAAUAGCCUUCCUGGCCGCGGUGUACAUGAUCAACGAUAUCCUGGGCUGGAUAGGAAUGCUGAUCGGCUAUUCGGAUCCCAUGUGGACCUUGGAAUUGAUAACCGGUAAAAUAUUCAUCCCCAUCAGCUUCAUCAUGGGCGUGCCUUGGGACGAGUGCGAGUCCGUCGCCACCCUCAUCGGCAUCAAAACUAUGGUGAACGAAUUCGUGGCGUUCAAGAAGAUGGGAGAGAUGCUCGAACAAGGACUCUUAGGCGCGAGGACGAAGGUAAUAGCCACUUACGCCAUUUGCGGCUUCUCAAAUCCCGGCUCAAUAGGAAUCAUGAUGUCUUUGCUGGCCGCUUUGAUCCCCAGCAAAAGGGACGUUGUUGCCAAAUUGGUGUUCAGUUCUUGGUUCGCGGGGGCCUUGGUGUGCUUCAUGACUGCCUGCAUAGCCGGAACUUUAAUGCCGGAUGAUAUACUUUGAAUUAUCUAUCAGUAUUAAUUGUUUUAAAUUGAAUAUACUAUUUACUCUACAGAG
This is a messenger RNA of Phyllotreta striolata, 1980 nucleotides long. NCBI's taxonomy places the organism in Eukaryota, Metazoa, Arthropoda, Insecta, Coleoptera, Chrysomelidae. The record is from the annotation of a GenBank genome assembly.